Molecule: messenger RNA, 958 nt
Organism: Cicer arietinum (chickpea)
Lineage: Eukaryota; Viridiplantae; Streptophyta; Magnoliopsida; Fabales; Fabaceae
Product: probable bifunctional TENA-E protein
Cellular component (GO): cytosol
Source: RefSeq, a predicted model, not a curated record
AAAAUUGAACUCCUUUUAUAAAGACCGACACAGACAGCAACUUCUUAGGAUAAUUGAAGAUGCAGGAACAGGCUAAAUCUGAGGAGAAGAAAAUUGGUAUGACAGAAACAUGGUUAAGGAAACACCGUCUUAUCUACGACGCUGCUACCAGACAUCCUUUUAUUCUUAGCAUUCGUGAUGCCACCGUCCAAUCUCAUUCCUUCAAAACAUGGCUUGCACAGGAUUACUUGUUUGUUAGAGCGUUUGUCCCAUUUGUUGCGAGUGUGCUGAUAAAAGCUUGUAAGGAAUCAUCAGAUGAAAGUGAUGACGUGGAAAUCAUAUUGGGGGGUAUGGCUUCUCUUCAGGAUGAGAUAUCAUGGUUUAAGAGAGAAGCCAACAAAUUGGAUAUUUCACUCUCAGAAGUUCUUCCUCAAAAGCCAAACCAAAAAUAUUGUGGAUUGCUAGAAAGUUUGAUGAGUGAAGAUGUGGAAUACAGUGUGGCUAUUACAGCAUUUUGGGCAAUUGAAGCUGUGUAUCAAGAGAGUUUUGCUCACUGUAUUGAAGAAGGCUCUAAAACCCCACCACAACUGAAGGAGACUUGUGCAAGAUGGGGAAAUCAGGAUUUUGGUCACUACUGCCAAUCUAUUAAAAACAUUGUCAAUCGCCGCUUGCAAAUGGCUUCUGAUGAUGAACUCAAAAAAGCUGAACUUGUGUUUCUCAGUGUUCUUCAACUUGAAGUUGAGUUUUGGAAUAUGAGCUCUGGAAAUGUUUGAUUUUCUUCAAAAGAAACCUUUGAUGUAGUCCUAUGCAUGUACUAAAAUAAUGAAACUUUGUUUGCUCUUCGUGUUAGAAAAUAACUAAGGAACAAGAUCUCAUAAUAGCUUCUACUCUUCUACAGCAAGAUGCAGAGGGAUAAUUUAUGUAACGAGUUUCAUCAAAUAAGCAUACAGAAAAACUCUCACAAAAUUUACUUGUUGAA